AUGGCGCCCAACGCCCCCGUUGCAUUGACCCGGCAGUCGUAUCCAUUGAAUGGAGCGAAGCGGCUGGCGCUGCGGCAGCGCCCGGAGUCGCCCCCUGAGGAUUCGUCGCUCCCGCAGCCGUCUCCCCCCACCCCACCCCCCAACGCCUGCCGCUUCCUUGCCGACAAAAGGGCGUCUCGGUUGGUUUUUACAUUUUCUUGUCAUGGAGAAGAAGAGCAAACCUUUGGCGGCGGGCGGCUGCCAGACUGGCUGACUCCUUUCUUCUUCUCUGCCCGGACAGGGUUCGCCUUCCCCGACUGGGCCUACAAGCCCGAAUCAAGUCCCGGCUCCCGGCAGAUUCAGCUGUGGCACUUUAUCCUGGAACUUCUGCAGAAAGAGGAGUACCAGAACGUCAUCGCCUGGCAGGGGGACUACGGGGAAUUUGUCAUCAAGGAUCCGGACGAGGUGGCCCGGCUCUGGGGCAUUCGUAAAUGCAAGCCCCAUAUGAACUACGACAAACUGAGCAGAGCCCUAAGGUAUUACUACAACAAGCGGAUCCUGCACAAGACGAAGGGCAAGCGCUUCACUUACAAGUUCAACUUCAGCAAAGUAGUGCUGGUGAACUACCCUCUCCUGGACAUGGCUGCCAACUCUCCGUUUCUGCUGGCCCAGAACCCAUUCAACGGGGGCAGCCACGGUUCCGACUGCGCCCCACUCACCCCCGAGACCCUGCAAAGCCUCUUCUCCAGCCCUCGCCUGGGGGACCCCGCCACCCGCACCCCACUCUUCGAGCGCCAGUCAGAGACAGAGAAGCUGCGCCUGGAUGCGGCCUUCCCUUUUCUGGGAUCCGGUGUCUCCAGCUACACGAAACCACCCGGCCUGUUACCUCCCUAUGGCAGGAAUGCCACUUUCCCUGAUUACCCCUGGAAUUUCAACCCUUACCUUUCCAGCACCUUCUCCCUGAAUGCCUCCAAGCUCCCCGCUUCCCUCUAUCCCCCCCACUUUUACCCCAACCCCCUGUCUGGUUCACUUGCCCAACUUCCCACCCCCCUCUCCCUCCUGCCCGGAGAUACCUCCGAGCGGGCUGCAGCGGCAGGGGCCGGCACUAUCCCCCGUCUCUCCCUGCCCUCCCACGGCACAACACUGCCCCUGCGCGUGGAUGCCAACAAGGCGAGCACCCGCGAAAAGGAGUUACUGGGGAGCAGGUCCCAAAGCCCCUCGGGGGGCCGGGGGCCCAAAGAGGACCCCGACUCCGAUUCCGAGCUGGAGAUCACCGAUCUGAGCGAGUGCAGUUCGGAGAACGAAGGCUGUGACUUCAGCCCCGAUGGCUUGGACACGCUAGAGAACCCUGUGCAGGCCUACAAGCGGCUGGAGACUGAGCGGACAGCGGGAGCCACGCAAAGCCCAGUGGAGGGGGUCAGCCUGGCUUCUCCCAAGGAGGGGAAGGGGCUGCUAAGCAGCUGA
Molecule: messenger RNA, 1443 nt
Organism: Heteronotia binoei (common prickly gecko)
Lineage: Eukaryota; Metazoa; Chordata; Lepidosauria; Squamata; Gekkonidae
Gene: ERFL
Product: ETS repressor factor like
Exons: 6
Coding region: 1-1443 (480 amino acids)
Biological process (GO): regulation of transcription by RNA polymerase II; cell differentiation
Cellular component (GO): nucleus
Molecular function (GO): sequence-specific DNA binding; DNA-binding transcription factor activity, RNA polymerase II-specific
Source: RefSeq, a predicted model, not a curated record